Messenger RNA from Topomyia yanbarensis, 1182 nucleotides. Its product is annotated as delta(3,5)-Delta(2,4)-dienoyl-CoA isomerase, mitochondrial. The coding region runs from base 134 to 1072 and encodes 312 amino acids. The record is from RefSeq and is a predicted model, not a curated record. Gene Ontology annotation, molecular function: delta(3,5)-delta(2,4)-dienoyl-CoA isomerase activity. Gene Ontology annotation, cellular component: mitochondrion. Lineage: Eukaryota; Metazoa; Arthropoda; Insecta; Diptera; Culicidae. The transcript has 4 exons.
UCUCGCUCUUCUUUCAGUUUGUUUCUCGCCCUUUUCGUUUUAUAUUUGUGUUUAUUUUUUAUUCAGUUAUAAUCUCCGUUCCAAAGUCCGCUCGUGAUACGUUUGAUGACAUUACAUUUUAGAUAGGUGCACCAUGAAUAGCUACAUUACGGUACUUCAGAAAUCAGCCAGAAUGAUCGCCCAAUCUGCUGCAACUAAGAAUAAUAUAGCAGCUCGCACGCUCUGUUCGGCACCGGCUGGCUACAAUUUCGAAACGCUCAAACUGACCACUCCUCAGCCGUUCGUCGUCCACGUAGAGUUAAACCGUCCGGAUCGCCUGAAUGCGUUCAACAAGCGCAUGUGGAUUGAGCUGGGUGAAUGUUUUAGCCAGUUACACAACGAUCCAGACUGCCGAACGAUUGUCCUGUCGGGUGGAAGUGCAAAACACUUUACUGCCGGAAUCGAUUUGCUGGAUAUGAUGCAAUUGGGUCAACAGCUGGGCGAUAUCGACGACACUGGUCGCAAGGCACGACUCUUCGAGGGACUGAUCAGUUUGUACCAGAAUUCGAUAAGCUCACUGGAACGAUGCUACAAGCCGGUUAUUGCCACCGUUCACGCUGCAUGUGUCGGCGCCGGGGUGGAUCUGAUUACGGCUGCGGACAUUCGACUCUGCACUAAGGAUGCCUGGUUCCAAGUAAAGGAAGUCGAUAUCGGAAUGGCUGCGGAUGUCGGUACACUGCAACGGCUGCCGAAGGUGAUCGGAAGCCAAAGUUUAGCUCGGGAAUUGUGCUUUACAGCACGGAAGUUUCAAAGCGCGGAAGCAUUGAGUUGUGGCCUUGUUUCCGCCGUGUACCAAUCACGCGAAGAAAUGGUCGAAAAGGCUAUCCAGUUGGCGACAGAAAUUGCUCAGAAGAGUCCCAUUGCUGUUCAAGGAACUAAAAAGAACAUGGUUUAUUCGUUGGAUCACACUAACCAGGAAGGGUUGGAUCAAAUCCGAGAGAUGAACAUGUCGAAUCUGCAAAGUGAGGACUUCAUUAAUGCAGUUAUGGCACAGCAGAGUAAAGGUGACAAACCGACGUUUUCCAAACUGUAAUGUCUGAUUUAGUUGCAUGUGUAUUUUUGAUAUCAAUAAUCAAACAAUUAUUUUUAUAGUCUUUAUAAAACAUGUAAAGAUAUAAAUAUACAUAUUUUCCUUAUUAAAAA